AUGAAUUAAUAAUAACCAGAUAUCCCACCCUCAAAAAAAACACAAUUUACUACAUCCAUAGAUAAUGUAAUUAAUUAAACAAUCUCUAAAAAACCUAAUAUUUCUGAAUUUCUAAUUUAAGAAAUUUUGGAAGCUAGUGGAUUUUAGACAAAUGAUUAAAAUUGCUAUAAAUUAAUAGGUUUUAGUGCUCUUAAAUUAAAGCUCAUCUAACUGAUAAAUGGAUGAUAGAAAUAACAGAUUCCAUGGUUUCAAAAUUAAUCUAAGAUAGAAUGAGAAAAAAAGAAAAAGAUCCUGAUGAAAAACUCUAAAUAACUACGAAUGAUAUUGUAAAUGAAUUAGAUUAAAGAGGAUUAAAAUUACAAAAUCCAUUUCAAUACCCAGAAAUUGAUGCUAAUAACUUAUAAAAAAUGAAAAAUGAAUGAUAACUAUGAAUUGCUAAAAUAUAC
Paramecium sonneborni is the source of this 446-nucleotide messenger RNA. The record is from the annotation of a GenBank genome assembly. Lineage: Eukaryota; Ciliophora; Oligohymenophorea; Peniculida; Parameciidae.